This is a messenger RNA of Bactrocera dorsalis (oriental fruit fly), 2893 nucleotides long. RefSeq lists its product as uncharacterized. Lineage: Eukaryota; Metazoa; Arthropoda; Insecta; Diptera; Tephritidae. The transcript is spliced from 2 exons. Bases 303 to 1475 code for a protein of 390 amino acids. The record is from RefSeq and is a predicted model, not a curated record.
ACUACAUAGUUCGUCCUCUUUGACGUUGGUCGCCUUGCCGUGGCGAAGGGGCUUAAGUAAGAGUAAAGUGUGCAUCCCAAAGGAAACGCACUCUAAUCUUACGAACUAAGAGGGACACUUCAUAAUUUCCCACAAUAGUGAUAUGGAUGAAUAAACCCUAGGUUUUACGCCCAUCUCCUAUUGUGGAAUUGUGAGGAUACCCGAACCAACACCACCCUAAGCCAAGGUGUCGAGGUACCCGUGCCAAGGGCUGAAUGGUCAGCGGGGGGUAAUAAAUAGCUGAUCGCGAACGGUCCCCUCCGAUGCCCGGGCGAGGUCGGAGGUAUAAAUCGCCUUCUCUCCGUAUACCGGCUCUGCGGACGAGUGACCAACCCUUUCCGGCUUACUCGUGGGACCAAAACAUGAACGUAAACAACAAUAAAACAACAACAACCAUGACGACGACAACAGCGACGACCACGGACAUGAGUUACAGGAAUCCUAUAACGGAAUCCGAAGAGGACGAACUGCUUGCCUCCAGCCAGGAGACAAGUAAGAGUACUACCGGUCGUACCAACCAAAGUACACCGGUAGAUACAGCAGACAAAAUAUCAAAUUUACCAACUACCUCCAAGGCUGCUAUGAGCACCAACCAAAGUGCACUGACGGCUAAAGGAGACAGCAAAAAAAAACGCAAAACAUCCCAGAAUCAGCUGAGGAAAAACCGGUACCAGAGGGCGGUCUUCAUACUAGGGAAGAUAGCCAAAGACCAGGCGGCCGGUACCCCAGUUGAUGAGGCUGAAACGAAGCGCCUCAAAUCUAUCGUAGAGGAAUAUGAAAGCUACCUGAAAAGGAAGCAAUCACAACCUCAAGAACAGAGCAAAAAAGAGAGCACUUCUCAGAAGAGAAAUCGCUCCACAACAGAAGUACCCGGAGCUCAGCCCAAAAAACCGAGGAGGAGCGAAGGAGAACACAGCAGCACAACAACGGCAAGGUAUUUCUGCGAUGUAGCCAGAGAUAGCCUGCAGGUGGCCAUUAUAGAUGGGAAAUCCUCCUCUCCGAGCACUAUACAGGAGAGAUGGGUGGAGAUCGACGUCAGAUUGUCGAGUAUGGUGCUAAGCUAUGUACUCGACAAUCCGGCGGGUCCUCACCCGGAGUUUGACUCCUCUGAGACCCUCAGGGGCUACAGGGUCAUCAAAAGAGAUCUGAGGUGCAUUAAGCUGCAGAACAAAUCUAUACCUGGUAUAGAUGAGUGGCAGCUUAUCAAGGAGGAAAAACCAAAUAAAGCAAGCAAGCCAAUACUAGUGACUAUUUGCGAGGAGUCCAUUGAGGCUCUGAAGAAGACUGACAACAAAGUCAGCUUCGGAAUACGCAAGGCCAGAUUAAAAAUCUUCCAAGGCGACAAAGCGGCUGACGAAGACGACACGGAAGAGGUCGACGUCGCCAGCCAGUUGCUAAGGAAUGCGGGCAUUGAAGAACCCCGGGAUGCCCAAUAACAACAGCAUAAGGUGCGUACAGAUUAACCUGCAGCACUCGAAGAGUGCUACAGCGAAUCUGACAACCCUCGUGAACGAGGGGGGCAUCGACAUCAGCCUAAUACAGGAGCCCUGGGUCAAUGAAGAUUCCAUAAAAGGGCUAAACAGCAGCAAUUACAACCUGUUUUACACGCGGAACAGAGGUAAACCUAGGGCAUGCAUUCUUAUCAAUAAAAGUAUAAAUGCAUUUCUUUGUCCUAAUUACAGCACAGCAGAUAUCACAGUGGUGAAGGUGAAACAGAAGGAAAAGCCCUUUUUCUUGGUCUCGGCCUACUUGGCCCAUGACGAAGACAUACCACCGGCCCCGCUCACCAGGCUAGUAGAGGAGAACAAGAAGGAUGAUGUCCUAAUAGGGUGUGAUGCAAAUGCAAGGCACACUGUAUGGGGUAGCUCCAGUAUAAACACCAGAGAUAAACAUGGAUGCAGAGAUGCCACUCGCUCCGACGCCAACCAUCCGUUCGACUAUCUAUGUGCCACGCGAAGUGGCAGCCCCAGUGGCGGCAGCUCCAGUUGCGGCUGGCCCAGUUGCAACUCCCCGAAUCACCACAUCAACGGGUCCAAGAGCACUGCCGUCAACGCCCAUAUCAGCAGCAGAGCCGCAGCGCAUCAAGUGCCCAAUAUGUCGUCGACCGCACCGGUUGACGCACUGCGCCAUUUUUAAAGGAUUUGCACCACAGCAAAGGCUGCGCGUCGUCCAGGCACACGGCCACUGCCUUAAUUGUCUGGCACCUAUCCACACUACCUAGGAGUGUACUUCGAGAAACAUGUGCCAGAUAUGUAUGUGGCCUCAUCAUACCAUGCUGCACCAAACCACCAACAACAUUCUGAUGGCCACCACCGUGGCACAGUACGACGACCGUCAAUAAGCCGUAUGCACGAUCCUGUCGACAGCCAACCACAUCAUCAUCCCGUAUCCAGCGGCCACAGAAUGGGACGUCGACACGACUCCAGCAACAAAGGCCCCGUUCGCGCCGCACCUCAGGCCUAAGCACCGUUGUAGCCACGCUCCAACAAUUGCAACGACUUCUAGGCUGAAAUAUUCGCCUAGGGGGGCCGGGAUGGCUAAAUGAGACUCAGUCUCUUGUCCCACGCAACAUAUAAUCAACACCGAACAGCAAUAAUCCCGCAUCCAGAACACUCUACACUCACCGCAUUAAAAUAUACGUCACUAACACGCUUCAUUCACCACACUCAUUUCUACAUCACCUACAAUCCACAUCACACAUAACUACAAUACCAUUGCAUUUUCACCACAACCAAAAGGGAACUCGUGCUGUUCACACCGAGUGCCAACUAUCAAUAUUGUGCGAACAUCCAUUUUCUAAUUUGAUUUGUACAUAAAAUUCUUCAUAGUAAAAAUACAUUUUGUGAAAUUUUUG